Messenger RNA from Pseudocercospora fijiensis CIRAD86, 429 nucleotides. RefSeq lists its product as uncharacterized. The record is from RefSeq and is a predicted model, not a curated record. Lineage: Eukaryota; Fungi; Ascomycota; Dothideomycetes; Mycosphaerellales; Mycosphaerellaceae. Bases 1 to 429 code for a protein of 142 amino acids. The transcript has a single exon.
AUGUCCGCAGUCGACGAUGGCUCAGUCCAUUGGUCUCAAGCGACCAGCAAGAAAGGGGUGACAUUCGAGAUUGGUCGUGCUAUCAAUGCCGCGGGCCCUGGUACUAUCAACGCGAAGACUGAUGGCGAGGGCGACAAACCUCCUUUCGGUGUCUCGGUCGACUGGACUCUCGGAAGCUCUGCCUGGAAGCCUACUGAUGCAAGUGUAAAGACCACUGCUUACAUCUCCCAGUACGCCUUGUACUCCUACACCGGCAUCCUCCCAUACGACUACAUCUUGUACUUCACUAAUAUCGGCGACAAAAAUUACGACUACCACUUCCACGAUGCGACUGGAGAUGCGUACGAAGUGAAAUGCUUUGGGGAUGGAGACCAUUAUGUGAGGUACAAGUCUCAGAAGCCUGAGAUCCUGUUCAUUACUGGGAUUUGA